Papaver somniferum (opium poppy) is the source of this 2301-nucleotide messenger RNA. Its product is annotated as pentatricopeptide repeat-containing protein At3g24000, mitochondrial-like. Bases 92 to 2155 code for a protein of 687 amino acids. Gene Ontology annotation, biological process: RNA modification. NCBI's taxonomy places the organism in Eukaryota, Viridiplantae, Streptophyta, Magnoliopsida, Ranunculales, Papaveraceae. Gene Ontology annotation, molecular function: protein binding; RNA binding; zinc ion binding. The record is from RefSeq and is a predicted model, not a curated record. The transcript has 2 exons.
UCGACUGGAUACCGUUAAUCAUGGUUGAGGGACGGAGAAAUCUAAAAACGGCGAAAUCGCCAAAGAAAAAUGUUUAUUAGGGCGUUACAUUAUGUCCGGUCAGCUUCUUCUUCAUCGAGAUUAUUCUCAUUCGAGGCGUUGGUUCAGGAGAUUAAACAUGGUGAGCUUGCAAUUGAUUCUGGUAUUUAUCAAGAACAUCUCCAUAGAAGGUAUUUUCCAGGGACUUUCUUCUCCGUGCACCAUUGCAUCCAUAUCCACGUCAUCUAAUAAAGGCCUAAGUACCUCUGCAUUUGAAGCUUUCUUCGAAGACAAUGAAGAGGGUGAUGCAUCUUGUAUCAUUCAAGAAAAAGACUACCUUCGCAAAAGCCACAACUCAAAAGAAGGUCUUUACGUUCUUGAUCUCAUCGACCAAGGUUCCAUUGUACCUGAUCAUACACUCUAUAAUAAAAUGCUUAAGAAAUGCACCGAUUUGGGAAAACUAAGAGAAGGCAGAAUGAUUCAUGAGCAUUUUCUCAAAUCAAAAUUCAAAUCUGAUGUUUUCACCCUUAAUACCAUCAUUAAUAUGUAUACAAAAUGUGGUAGUUUGAAUGAUGCCAAGAAAAUGUUUGAUGAGAUGCCUUGCAAAGAUAUGGUUACUUGGACUGCUCUAAUUUCAGGAUAUUCUCAAAAUGAGCGACCUGAAGAAGCUCUUGCAUUGUUUCCUCAGAUGAUUGAGCUUGGAUUGAAACCAAAUCAGUUUACCUUCGGCAGCCUUCUGAAGGCUUCUGGAUCAGCAACUACUGAUACACCUGGUAGGCAGGUACAUGCUUUUGUAGUAAAUUGUGGUUACAGUUCAGAUGUUUAUGUGGCUAGUUCCCUUGUGGAUAUGUAUGCUAGGUUUGAUAGAAUAAAAGAAGCUCAAAUAGUGUUUGAUGGAAUGGUAAGUAAAAAUGAAGUCUCUUGGAAUGCAUUAAUUGCUUUUCAUGCCAGAAAGGGUGAGGGAAAGGAUGCUCUUAAGCUGUUUUGGAGGAUGCAAAGAGAAGGUUUUAAACCUACCCAUUUCACGUAUGCAAGUGUGUUUAAGGCUUGUGCUAGUACUGAAUCUUUAGAACAAGGAAAAUGGAUUCAUGCUCAUAUGCUUAAGUCGGGAGGAAAGCUUAUUGCUUUUGUUGGCAACACUAUUCUUGACAUGUACGCGAAGGCGGGUAGCAUUGAGGACGCAAGCAAAAUCUUCGAUAGGUUGGAGAGCAGAGAUGUUGUGUCAUGGAAUUCUAUGCUUACCGGGCUUGCUCAACAUGGGAAAGCGAGGGAAGCUGUUGAACGAUUUGAAGAAAUGCUUAAGAUUGGAGUUCUGCCAAAUUAUAUAACUUUCCUUUGUGUUCUUACGGCUUGCAGUCAUGGCGGAUUAGUGAAUGAAGGGCUGUAUUAUCUUGAAUUGAUGAAGAAGUACAACGUGGAACCACAUGUUGAUCAUUAUGUAACAAAAGUUGAUCUUCUUGGUAGAGCAGGGCUUCUUAAUCAAGCCUUAGAUUUUAUAAAAGAUAUGCCAAUUGAACCCACAUCCGCUAUUUGGGGAGCUCUGUUGGGUGCCUGUAGAAUGCAUAAGAAUACUGAAUUGGGGAUUUUUGCUGGUGAACGUUGUAUUGAGCUCGAUCAUACUGAUUCAGGUCCUCACAUUAUUCUUUCGAAUAUUUAUGCAUCUAUUGGUAGAUUAAGUGAUGUUGCAAGAGUCAGAAAAAGGAUGAGAGAGAUUGGGCUUGAGAAAGAACCUGGUAAUAGUUGGGUGAAGAUAGGGAAUGCAGAUCAUGUGUUUGUAGCUAAUGAUGAUGCUCACCCACUGAAUGAGGAAAUCCGUAAAAUGUGGGCUAAGGUGAGUGAGAAGAUUAAGCAGGAUGGGUAUGUUCCAGAUACGAGCCAUGUUCUAGCAUUUACUGAUCAACAGGAGAGGGAAGCUAGGCUGCAGGUUCACAGCGAGAAGUUAGCUUUAGCGUUUGCUCUUCUUAGUACACCUCCUGGUACAAGAAUUCUGAUACUAAAGAACAUCAGAGUAUGUGGAGAUUGUCAUUCUGCUAUCAAGUUUGUGUCAAAAGUAAUGCAGAGGGAUAUCAUAGUGCGAGACACCAAAAGGUACCAUCAUUUCAGUGGUGGUAGUUGUUCAUGUAAAGACUACUGGUAGCAGGGACGGGCAAGGGGCUAACUUAACUGAGGCUCUAGCCCGUCCCUAGAUUUAACCCAAAUCGUUUUUGGCAGAGGGGAUCUGUACUAAAUAAUUUUAUCCCAAUUUACUUGUUAUUACACGAGGCCAUUUUAUUUUCCUUCCUA